This is a messenger RNA of Fusarium vanettenii 77-13-4, 1095 nucleotides long. RefSeq lists its product as uncharacterized. The record is from RefSeq and is a predicted model, not a curated record. Gene Ontology annotation, molecular function: protein binding. The annotation marks the transcript as partial. Lineage: Eukaryota; Fungi; Ascomycota; Sordariomycetes; Hypocreales; Nectriaceae. The transcript is spliced from 2 exons.
GCGAGCCACCGGUCGCCCGAGGCCCGCCAUUCAACUCCGCCAACUGUCAGGGAUGUCACCUCUGGCAUCUCUCUUACUAAGAUCGACCUCAAAUCCCUACCCCCACUCUACAAGAAGGUUAGAAAGGGAUGGUAUGCCGUCUUUAACCCCCAACUGCAACGUGAUCUCGAUGUCGAUCUAGUCCACGUAUUUAAACAUUUCACUACUGUCAGCAGUGUGACAUUCAGCCACGACGGCAUGUACAUCGCUACUGGCAGUUACCGCACAGCCCGAAUUUUCGACAUACAGACUGGUGAGCAGGUGUGUGUCCUGGAUCACAGCGCUUCCCAUGCGAACCAGAGUAUAUACAUAAGCAGCGUGUCCUUCAGCUCUGAUGGCCACUGCCUAGCUACGGGUGCAGAGAACAUGGUUUACUUAUGGGACAUCAAAUCUGGUACAAUUCUAGCCCAGCUCGAGGGCCAUAAGAAGGAGGUAAACUCGAUAGAGUUCUCUUCUGAUGGAAGAAGUAUUGUUUCGGGUGCUGUUGAUAAGACUGUCCGUUUGUGGGAUGUCGACACCCGGGCUAACGCCCGUAUCCUCUCCGCUGAAGCCAGCAUCCUAUCGGUCACCUUUUCACCCGAUAUGCAACUUAUCGCUUCAGGAUCAGCAGACAGAAGCAUAAGAGUCUGGGAAGCAAGUACAGGUGUACUUCGGGCGUGUCUUGACGGCCCUGAAGGACACAGUGAUGCUGUUUAUUCGGUCGCCUUCUCGCCCGACGGCGAGACCCUCGCCUCAACCAGCAUUGACAAUACUGUCAAGGUGUGGCACCUGGGAAUGCCCACUAAACCCCAAAGCCCAUGGGAAGUGAAGUGUAUCAAGACUCUCCAAGGCCACACAAGCAUUGUCUACUCUGUUGCAUUCACCCCUGAUGGAAACGGGCUUCUCUCCGGGUCUGCGGAUAAGAGUUUGCAGUUCUCGGACUCGAAAACAGGUGUGGCACAAUUCAUGCUUGUAGGUCAUGGGCAUACAGUUAAUUCGGUUGUCGUUAGCCCCAGGGGGGGCAUCUUCGCGACUUCAUCCACGGACGGGGAGGCUCGAGUUUGGUCAUACGGCCCA